Molecule: messenger RNA, 9597 nt
Organism: Chrysemys picta bellii (western painted turtle)
Lineage: Eukaryota; Metazoa; Chordata; Testudines; Emydidae
Product: WD repeat-containing protein on Y chromosome-like
Molecular function (GO): protein binding
Source: RefSeq, a predicted model, not a curated record
UCCCAUGCUGGAUUCUUGCGCCCCUGCAACGGUGCCGCCCCAAGCAACUCCUUUCUUUGCUGGUGCCUAGAGCCGGCCCUGGCCCCACUGCCUGGAGCCAAAGCCAAAGUUUGAGAGCUUCAGCCACAGGCAGCGUGGCUCAGGCUUCGGCUUCAGCCCUGGGUGAUGGAGAUCAGGUUACAGGCCCCCACCAGGGAAGUGGGGCUUGGACUUUGGUUCCCUGGGAUCGGGCAGUAAUUUUUAUUGUCAGAAGGGGGGUCGCAGUGCAAUGACGUUUGAGAACCCCUGGAAGGGGCCAGACCAGGUGAGUGAGCUAAUAUUUUUUUAUUGAACCAACUCCUGUUGGCGAGAGAGACAAGCUUUUGAGCUUACACAGAGCGCUUCUUCACCUGGACCACGCUUCCUGUCGGCAUUGGCAACCUAACACAAGUUUCCAGGAGAUGGUCUAGCAGUUUGCCAAUAAAGGGGCUUUCUGGUGUGUCAUAUGCAGCUGGGAACCUGGAAAUAAACGACAGAAAUUUGGUUGGGGGAUUUGUUGGUUGGAGGUUUAGCUAUGCUUGAAGCUUUGGGUUUCUAAACUUUGGCGGUUUAUUUCUGAUUUUUGUUUCUUUGCCCCUCCCCCCUUUUAUUUAAUCGUAUUGCUUUUCUUUUCCUCAACCCCUCCCCCCUCCCCGUCAUCCUCCAGUCUGUUUGGGGUUUUCAAAAAAAAGAUUCUCGUUUAGUUGUUGGAACAGCAUAUUUAUUUAUAAUUCUCCCAUGCAGUUCCACUCGUAAAUUGGCUGUCUGCUCAUGUUACUAACCUAUUGAUCUCCAAACGGCCAAAGCAUUUUUUCUCAGGUCCAUACAAUACAAUGCCAAAGCAACAUAACUAGGUAUGUCUUACUAUUUAAACCUGCCUCUUGCGUUCUAUUGUUUGUUUGGCCUGUGCUUCCAAGACAACCAAUGGCCUUUCCCAUGUAACUUUUCGUACUGCGUGCAACUGGCCACACUUCCUCCUUAGUUCUUAGUCAGCGUCUGAAAAAGGUCAGCAGGGACCGAGAUUCUGUGAACCAUAAUAGGGCAUCAAAUGGAAUUCAUUCAAUCAAAGCAGCCAGCUACCCAGCCGUCCGUGACACCCGCUGUGUGGUAGCUGGACAAUGAGGUUCAAGAACAACCUCACUAUUGAGGUGAAAGACAGAGAAAUAGGUUUUCUACUGAUGAGAAUGUUCUACAUCUUCGGAACUAGAAAAUCCAAUUGAAUGCAUCGCUAUCCAACUCCUUAUACGUACCAAUGCACCAGCAUAACUAACCAAAAAAGGCAACUGGAAUCUGUUGUCUUUAAAACCAAAAAUAGCUUUUGCUUCAAAAACUGCACCUCUUCUUUUUUUAAAAAAGAAAGGAAAAUAACAUUUCUGGCAGGCGGUGAGUUAUUCCCUGUCCUUUACAGCUGGGAACUGCUCAGCUCCAGAUUAUCUUCACAGUGGCAGCCUGUUUCUGCAUUUUCCGGAGCAGAUUUUGAGUGUUAAUCAGAAGGGCCUUGCUUAAGAGACCUAUGAGCCUUCAGCCAGACAACUUCCCGCACUGGGAAUCAUAAAUAGGAAUGAUGCCCCUGUUUCCCAGUCUGCAAACCACUUCAUGUGCCCUGCAGCGUGUCUCAGCCUCUGCGCUGCUGGAGUCAGAGGAGUUUCUGAGAAGACGGAUAACUGGGAGCCAAAGCUUUUCUUUUAAUUUUGCAUUGACUGGCAGGUUUCAUUGAUUCUGCCAGUGUACCCUAAGCUGCUUCAAGUGGAGAUGGAGAUUUGGCUGUGCUAUUCUUGUAAAGGCAAUGAGGGGAAACAAAGAAAAAAAGACCAUGUAACCACUCUGAAAACAUCCCAUGUGCGCCGGACUGUCCUUCUGGGCUUACCUGAAAUGCACUCAAGGUUCACCACUGGGAUGGUUAUUCACACUCAGGGAUGGUAGCAAUCCGCUCUUCAGUGUCUUAACACUAUAAUAUUUUAUUGCCAGCUACUGUAAUAAUGAAGUAGAAGGGUCUGAUCCUUAUACUUGUGAUGGAGUUAUUCUUCCACCUACUGAAGUAGAAGGAAAGGCUCCCACUGACUUCAGUGAGCACAAGAGCCUGUGCUGUACACAGAGCUGUUUUGAUUCUGUGUCACGGGGGCCAUACAUUCUCACCAGUACAUAACAAAGGGAGGGCUAGACAGAUCUCUGAAGGGAAGCACGCCUUUGCCUAUGGAAGAGUCUUGUAUUCUUAAAGGAAAAAAGAACUGUCAAGCCAAAUGCAAUUCAGAUGAAAAAAAUCCUAUUGAAUCUCGUAUGGAAAGCGGGAUGGGAGAUACAGAAAGCAGCCAGCUGCCUCGGAACCCGGUGUCCUGGAAUGGAGUCAGGGGAGAGAAGGAAAAAUAACAAGAAACCCCAGCAGGGAGCACUCAGCCGGUCUAAUCCAGCCAGAUUAAAAGAUUUAGGCAGAUCAAAAAGGAAAAGCAAACUUUAAAACCUUGGCUAAUCAGGACAGACGCUUCCACCUGCUGGGGAAUAGGGCAGGCACAGCUGUGUUACUCUGUACUGAGGGCCUAUGUUACAAAGGGUUGUGUGUUUCCUGUCUCUUUUUGCCAGUAGGUGGUCAGAUUACCCACUGUCUGGGCUGGCAUAUUUGGACAGGGUUGAAAUAUUCUUAUAAACUAACUAUGAAAAUCUGUCCGUUUCACCUUCCUCCAAAUUUCUAUCCAUUGUUCUCUCAGCAAGCACUCAAUAAUAUGUAUAGGUGGAAGAAUAACGCCAUCACAAAGCCUUUGCUUGCCCAGAGAGAAAAGAUAGACUAAGGGUAUGUCUACACUACACACCGGAUCGGCGGGCAGCGAUCAAUCCAGCGGGGAUUGAUUUAUCACGUCUAGUCUAGACGCGAUAAAUCGACCCCCGAGCGCGCUCCUGUCGACUCCUGUACUCCACCCCCGCGAGAGGCGCAGGCAGAGUCGGCGGGGGAGCGGCAGCAGUCGUCUCACCGCGGUGAAGACAUGACAAUAAGAAGACACGAUCUAAGUACGUCUCCUGAGCCCCAGGCAAGCUCUGUAACUUACCACUGGAUCACUUUUCCCUUCCAUUAUAGACCAACAGCCAAAUAUUCAUUCACAGACUGCUAGGCAAUGCACAAGUCGCAUGUUCGGUCAGGGUUGGUAACAGCUACUGCAGCAAAGGCUGCAGCUCAGAGACGCCAAGGUUCAACUUGGAUUUCACAUCACACAGCUUAGCACUUGCACCAUUGCUUCAUCCACCCGCAAAGCACCCUCUGCUUCCAAUUGAUGUUCAGUUAGGAAAGAUGCCCACUGACUUCAAUGGGGGUUGGAUCAGGUCAGGUUGGAAGCAUUCAGAUACUACAAUGAUGGAGUCUAUACAUUCAAAAAUCUCAGUAGAUAAAUCCCAACACUCUUGCAGUGCCACGGUAGCCUGUACCCUUUCACAGCACCUAUAUUAACAGUACGGGACCUGGUUUUCAGCAAGGCCUCAAUUCGGUCUCCACUUGUAUACGUACAUGUCCAUGCACAGUGUCCUGAGAAGGGAACCUAACGAGAAAGCCCAGCGGGCAGCACUCAGGUAUUCCAAUCCAACCAGUUUAAAAGCAUUAGGCAGAGAAAAGAGGCACCAUUGAAGUGCAUUGCCUGCACACACUGUGGUGUGCAAUAAACAGAGUUUAUAGGCACAAAAUCCUUGUGGAUAAAGAGGUUCCCACCUGUUGUUUUUUUAUGACCUGUGUUCAUGUAUGAUAGAUUCUCUUACCAUUCCACCCCUGCCCAUGGGCAAAUGAGCUGAUGUUUGGGAGGACAAAGAUGCACAAUCAUAAGUGGAGGCCACCUUUUGAAAAUCAUACCCACAACAGCUCCCAUUUUGCCAAGAAUAUAAAUUCAUGAACCUCUAUCAUUCAAGCAUGAUUUAAUUAUAAUGCAAUAACUUAUAUGAUCUCUCUUUUCCCUUCUCCUUAAGCUUUCUCUCUGCCUCCAGCUGGGAAAACUACCCUCCUUCCCUAUUUGAAGACAAGACGUUGCUGUUUUUGGCUGUUCUCUCAAUCUCCAAGAUUCUUCCGGCUAGACGCUUUUUUUCAUCUGCUGAGCUGUUUUAGGAAUGCUUUAGGAAUGCUCGCUAGAGUUUAGGGGGAGCAAUGCAAAGAAGAAAAUAGACCUUUUGCCGCUCUGAUUGGUAAACUAAUUCCGGUCCUGAAAUGACUGACUUUUUUCCCAUAUAAAAUAUGAUCAAAGGCUCCUGCCAACACACAGCUACAAUAUAAUGGGAUGUAAAUGAGCGUUGCUGUGCCAAGGCACCCCAGCUGAGGGUCUGCUGCUCUGCUUCCAGAACCGAUUUCCUUUGUCAGUCUCAAGUGGUUGGAGAAGCAGAACUGAAUUAUAAUGAGUGAAUGGCCGCCCAACAUCUGCUUUGCCUUAUUUAUCCUAUGCGUGAAGACCAUCUUUCGGCUGUGACAAAAUGUGGUGAACUGCGCUGUACUUGGGUAACCUGGAGCUACUUUCAUGCAGUAUGGUUUUUGAUAGGCAGGAUGGUCUUGUGGAUUUAGGGUGAAAAGAUGUCAUGAUUUUAUAGGGACAGUCCCGGUUUUGGGGGCUUUUUCUUGUAUAGGCACCUAUUACCUCUCACGCCCUGUCCCGAUUUUUUACACUUGCUAUCUGAUCAUCCUAUGUGGAUUAAAGAGAGGCCCAGGGUCUAUCUCCAGCUCUGCCACAAACUUCCUGUGGGACCUUGAACAAAUCACUUAAUCUCCCAGUGCCUCAUAGACUUGAAGGUCAGAAGGGACCAUCCUGAUCAUCUAGUUUGACCUCCUGCACAUUGCAGGCUACAGAACUCACCCACCCAUACCUGUAAUCUCGCCUUCCUUCUCUUCCUUCUCCAUCGCUCAUAAGGUAUUGUGAGAUUAGGAGUACAGGUUUGCAAUUGGGGUUAGGGUUGCAAGUCUUAACUCAUUAACGGUUGUGAAGUGCUUUGAAAUCCUCAUCAAUAGAAAGCAUUAAUUUUUUCUAUUCAGUUCAGAGUUGCUUACCUAUCACUAAUAUUAUACAAAGAAGGGUUAUCUUGGAAGAUGGUCCUACUGGGUGAUUUACAGGGGCACAUAAGACUAAGAAAACCACAUUAUAGUCAUGUGUUGUUCACACCCCCCUCAUUCACCCUCCCUCCUGCCCAUUCUUGCCAUUCACCCUCUUGUUGCCUCUCAAAGUUUGCAAUUGGGUGGAGCUUUGCUGAAAAAAAAUAAAUUUAGAAAGUUCAUAACUGAGAAAGUGGGUGAAUAGGAACCUCUCAGUGUGUCUAAUUCAUAGUAUCUUCUGGCCUGAGCAUCUAUCAGCCUCCAUAAUAGAACUUUCCCUUUUCAUCUGCAGCCUCAUCUAACAACCCCAAAAUCUUAGGGCAUCCUGUCUGGAGAGGGUUACAUUCAUGUGAACUAGAACCUUUUAGUUUGGAGCCGGAGCAUCCACAGGGGGUGAGUUCUAGAGCAGCACUAUGGUGUGCAUUGCUGUUCACAUCACUGUAGUCUGAACUGCGGGGCAGUGUAGACCAGUGGUUCUCAACCAGGAAUCUGGGGGCCACAAGCAGGUUUCGGAGGGUCUGCCAAGCAGGGCUGGCAUUAGACUUGGUGGGGCCCGGGGUAGAAAACCAAAGCUCCACCACAUGGCGCUGAAGCCCAGGGACCUGAGCCCCGCCACCCGAGGCUGAAGCCAAAGCCUGAGCAACUUAGUUUUGCAGGCCCCUUGUGGUGUGGGGCCCUGGGCCGUUGCCUGCUUGCUUCCCCCUAACGCUGGCCCUGGCUUUUAGAUGCAGAGAAACAGCUGUUGGGCUGUGGAGUUUUUAUAGCAUGUUGGGGGGGGGCUCAUAAAGGAAAAGGUUGAGAACCCCUAGUGUAGACAAACCCUAAGCUGCAGAACUGAAUUGGCUGGUAUCUCCUAACGUUGUAAAUGUUCUUUUCUCAAGUCAUCUGCCCAACCUGCUCUGAAUAUGUGUUUGGACUUUGUUUUUCAGACUGUCCGAAGAGAGACACUCCACCUUUGAGCUUCACUCCUGGGAAGAAAAUCUUAAGCUUUGAUCAGAGUACAAGCCCCCGUCUGGAAGAAGAGCUGGAGCUGGGUCACUUGCAGCUCCUGGAAGCGUUGUUUGCUACUCACAGCUCUCCCGAAGGGGAAGACCAAGGCAGGGAAGCAGAGAAUGAAGACCAGUGGGUGAGACCCUGCAGAAAGCAGAAAGUGCAGCCACCAGGAAGUCUGACUCUACAAGAGUUUCAUAGAGCCCUGUCGGAGCUGACUGGCUCCGAGAGCUGGAACAACCAAUCAGAGCUGCUUUUCAACAAGGUUGACACCAGCUGCGAUGGCCUUAUUGACUGGAACAAGUUCUGCGCAUACCUGCUGCUCUAUUACAAAGAAAGGGACCACAUGAAAACCAAGAAGGAGAUCUUCCUUGGCAGGGAGCCCCUCAUCCGACACUCUGUGCAGAACAAGCUGGCGCCAACUACCAGGAUAUUGGCCAUCUCUUCACCACCACCACUCUGGUUUGUAAGUGUCAGCAAAGGAGGAGUUCUUACUACCUGGGACAGCGCUCUACAUAUUCAAAAAACGUAUGAGAUUGCACCAGAUUCCAAAGGCUCUCAAGCAGAAAAAAGAAGAUUGAAAUCCUGGACCACAGAUGCUACGUACAUGGCCAAUGUCCACAAAAUCGCAGUAGCCACCACCUGCAGGGAUAUUCACUUUUUUGACGUGUCCACGGCAAACCUUGUUGAAGAGUUUCAUUUAUUUGCUCUGAAAAAUGUUCCAACUUCAUUGUACUACUGGUAUAAUGCAAAGUCCUUAGGGAGUCGCUCCUUGCUGCUCUGGGGAGAUGACCACGGUGGGGUUCACCUGCUCUGGCUGCUACACCCUCAUUUGGGCGUCUUUGAAAAGCCCUUCACGGAUCAGUCGGGGCCGCAAAGAGUCUUCCUGCAGGAAAUUAAAGAGCACGGUAAGCUCCUGCAAUAUCAAACCAUCCCAGAGGUGCAUGAGGAAGCUGUUUCCCAAAUCCAGUACGUAGCAGAGGGAGAACUCAUCAUCACAUCCUCAGGCAGUCCCAAGACCUCUGUGGUGAUCAUGGAUAUUCUCAGAAAGAGAAAAGUUUACACCUGGAAAAUCAAGAAGGGCGUAAAAUGCUUCGACUACUGCAAAUCCCUGAGUCUGCUGGUUACCGGAGGAGUGGAUCACGCUGUGCAACUCUGGAACCAAUAUGUCCCGAGCUGGCCAGUUGCUACCUUUCAGGGACAUUGUACUACCAUUCUGGCAGUUGCCAUCCAUGAGCCCCGAGGACACGUAUUCAGCUAUUCCAAGGACUCGGUCCUGAAAGUCUGGGAUAUUUUCUCACAGGCUUGUCUGCAGACCCUGGCACUCCAGUUCCCAUGUGUCCAGCCAGAACAAACACUAGAACAGGGGAAUUUUCCCUUCUUGCUCAUCCAGCAGUCUCCCCACCUCCUCUUAAUCUCCUGUGCUGAUUACAUUGGAUUGUUGAAGCUCGCGCAUGUCAGUCCUGAGGAAGAAAUGCUGGCUACCCAUGAUGCACCAUUAUGCGGUGCUCUGUACAACACCUUCUUCCACCAGGUGGUGACAGGAGGUGAUGACGCCACUGUUGCUGUGUGGGAUGUGGAGACGGGGGCCAAACGCCUCCUCAUAAACAAUGCCCAUGGGAAGGAAGAGAUUACCUGCAUGGCCCUUGACAACUCCCAGCACAGGCUCAUUACGGCAGCAAGGAAUGGGACCAUAAAGGUCUGGCAUAUUCAGACUGGCCACAACUUGCACCAACUGGAGGUAGUGGAAGAAGCUGAAGUCACGGGACUUGUAGCUUUGCGGGAUCAAUCAUUGCUCACAGUGGGAUGGAAUCAGAAAAUCGUCCUUUAUGAUUUCUGUGAACCUGAGGCCCUGUAUGUUACUGCGCAUCCUUCUUGGAAGGGCGGGCAGCUGCACAAAGAGGACAUCCUGACUGUGGACUAUUGUCCUUCUCUUGGGCUCCUUGCUUCAGCCAGCUUCGAUGGAGAAAUUAUCAUGUGGGAUGUGGAAUCCCAGAGUGUGUAUCUCUACCUCAGACAGGCUCAGCCCGAAAGGUCACAUCCUCCAGUGGAUAAACUACUCUUUCUCCAGCAUCGAUCCCUGGAUGGUGUUUCAAAAGACAGUGCAAUCCUUGUGAGCUCUGAUGCCGGGAACCUUCGCUGGUGGAGCGUCCUUGCAGAGCAACGGGAAUUUGGUUUUUAUUAUGCCCCAGCUAAAGAGGAUGCGUCUGUGACUGGAUUGUCAGCCAAUCAAAUGAACAGUGUUCUUGUAUCUGGAGACACAUGUGGAUUCAUCCAGGUUUGGGACAUUUCAGAUUAUGGGCUGUCCCCUAGAACUCAGGGCUCUCUGGAAAAGCCUCCCUUACUGUGUAGCUGGAGAGCCCAUAACAGCACUGUGGUGAGUGUCGAGCACUUCAUGUUCGGUUCAGAUUCAUUCAUUCUGAGCAGCUCCUCGGACAGAAGCGCCAGACUGUGGACCCCAGACGGGAAAUUUGUGGGAACCUUUGGGCAGGAAAAGAGAUGGGACUUGAAAAAUCCAUCAACAUUCGCCCACCCCAAGGACCCCUGGAGUGAGAGAAAAGAAAUCAAGAAAAAACGAACGCCAAUCAAGCAGCCGGCAUAUACUGAUGGGCGGCUCUUCAGUUCAGGGGAGCUUGUCAGAAAUGUGGAGGGAGAGACAGAAGAGAAGGUAAACCAGGAGAUCAAUGGGGGAAGCACAAUGGAGGAGAGAGAGCAACUGCAGGAGUUCCAAUUACCAAGAGCGGAUGGUGCCCAUCCAGCCACAUCCCCCAGCCAGAUUUCUGCCGAGGAUGCAGUGCAAAGCCGCCUGACUACGCCACAAUCGUUCACCGGUACCUCAAAUCAAAGGAAACACGAGUGCCAGAGCCUUUUCAGACACCAUCUGGAAAAUGACCUGGUGAAAAGAAUUACAGGAAGGAAAGCCCGUCGGCGUGUGUUUGGGGCUAUCAAUGCUAACAAAUUCAACCAGUUUGGGACACUCUGUUCACCUUUUCAUGCGCUAGCAACCCCGGAGAUGCAGAAAUUAACUUUACCUCAAGACUUACCCAUGACCCCUCGGAUGCUGAGGCAGGGCAUAGUCUGCAGCACCGAGAUGGACUUAAGGUCUUUACCAUUAACCUUCCCAGACCUGGAUGCCGAGAAGACAGAAGAGCCCAGCCUGAGUGAGAGAAAGAAGUCAUCAGUCCACAUGAAAACCCCUCUGCUUCCCCCAUUAGUUAAACCUACCAGAGCUAGCCUCUCCCACAGUAAAAAGGCUAAAAGUUUCCAGUUUCCCUCCCAGUUCCCACAGUAGCUGUCUCUAUUAGCCUGUAAUAGAUGCUAAGUAUUGGCACCUUCUGAAAGAGAAUACCUGAAUUCCAUUUCUAGAGCAAUAUGCUUUGUCUUUUUUGUAUUAGACCCUGGAGCAUUGUUUUAAGCAAUCCCUUUGACACCUAAAUUCCUCUUUGACACUCACAUAAAGUAAUUGCAAAAGAGUAUUUUUGUACUUUGGUUUGAAAAUGGUGAAAUUUCUACACUGGAUAAUGAAAAUAAAGCAACUAACAUGG